CGUUGGUUUGCGUGCAGCCAGCAGCAACAGCCUGAAGGGUGAAGAAGAAUUUUAUCCUGAUCAACAACUCUAAAGGGUUAAUAACCCAGCAGAACCCGAGUGGCUUAAUUCCACCAUGAUUCAUUUGUUAUGCCCCUUCCCAGGAUGCGACCCACAACAUCUGAUUACUCCCAGAUACAUAUUAUAUACUAACAUAGCCAGCAGGUUCUAGGACACCUAUCCUCAUCUCCCGUCUCGCCUAGAAUUCUACCCUAGGUACUUUUGCUGUGAGCCGAACUAGCUAACAACCGCUUGUGCCCUCCUACCCCGUGCCUUAUCUUCCUGUUAUCACGAGGAAUACAUGUUAUCAUGUUAUCUUGCUUACAGGUACACCUCGUCCUGGUACAGAGGCUCCAGAGGUGCCUCCAUGCCAUUCUCGCCCCUACCAGCGGUGACCUGAAGGCCGCUAGAGUCUGCUGACUACCGAUAAACAAUAAGAUAACGGAUGGUUUUUACCUUUAUCUUAUAACCAGUGUAGUGGAUGAGUGGUAUAUGUGGUGAGCCGGGGAACUAGUUGGUGUACCAGGUGGUGGGAGGCGCUAGUAGUGCCUUGGUACCUCAAACAGGUGGUUAUCCGACGUACACACCCUAGUGUCAGCCAGCAUCUGUUGUCUCUCAGACGACCCCAACACCAGGUCUUAACGACCCAUAACCAACCCCGGGUCCUAACCACCCUAACAUUACGUCCUAACGACCCUACCACCAGCACCAGGAUUAUAUAAACAAACUAUACGCAAUCUGGAAAGAUAGUGUUGAAAAAAUUGCAGUGUUAUACCAGUAGAACCCCUCACUGAGGACCUCUGACCACUACUACUGCUACUACUACUACUGCUACUACUACUACUGCUACUACUGCUGCUGCUACUGACUCUCACAAUAGAAUUAUGCUCAGAUAUAUCGUACUGGCUACGUUGGUGGGCAGCGCCUGCGCGGCCACUCUCACCCUGGAUCAAGAGCUUUAUGUCGUGGCUGGCAUCCUGGGAGGUGUGUGUCUGCUGCUCACCAUAGCUGCUAUCUACAACACCGUCACCAUUAUCAG
Cherax quadricarinatus is the source of this 1078-nucleotide messenger RNA. NCBI's taxonomy places the organism in Eukaryota, Metazoa, Arthropoda, Malacostraca, Decapoda, Parastacidae. The record is from RefSeq and is a predicted model, not a curated record.